UGUACGCGUCUGGACUUAACAGUAACGCGCCGGUGUCGCGUCUGCAAACACCUGAAAUGGCGGAUUACGAGUCUGACAGUGACGAAGGUGAAGCCGGACUAGGAAAUGUUACAAGAGUAAUCAUGAGGCCGGUUGGUCAUAGUGGCAAAGCAAAAAAAGGACAUUUGUGUUUUGAUGCUUCGUUUGAAACCGGAAAUUUGGGGAGAAUCGAUUUGGUGUGUGAAUACGAAUACGAUCUGUUCAUACGGCCGGACACCUGCAACCCGAGGCAUAGACUGUGGUUUAAUUUCGUCGUGGAAAACACGAGGCAAGAUCAAAACGUUAUAUUCAACAUCGUCAACAUCAGCAAUAAAAACAACCUUUUCAAAAACGGGAUGACUCCCAUAGUGAGGAGUACUAGCCGAAACACGUGGUCUCGCAUACCGGUAUACAGGGUGCACUACCACCGAUCGUUGUACCAUGACAACAACUACGUUCUCAGCAUAUUAUUUUCAUUCGACAAGGAGGACGAUAGCUAUCAAUUUUCGUACUCCUAUCCGUAUUCGUACACUCGGCAACAAAACUAUUUGUCACUGAUUGAAAAAAAGAAGCUGCCUUACUUCAAACGUGAACUACUAGGACAAUCGAUCCAAAACAAAAGAUUGGACUUGGUUACUAUAACUAAUCCAAAGAAUAUGAAUCCAACUGAAAAAGUACACGUAGUUGUGAUAUUAGGAAGAGUUCACGGAUCCGAAACGCCUAGUUCCUAUGUCUGUCAAGGGAUUAUUGAAUUUUUGAUUAGCAACCAUCCAGUCGUAGUACGUCUUCGAAAAAAAGUCGUCUUUCAACUAAUACCGAUGAUGAACCCCGAUGGAGUCACUUUAGGAAAUUCUAGGACCAAUUUGCUGGGCAUUGACUUGAACAGAGCUUGGCACAAGAUAUCGCAAUGGGUCCAUCCGAUAUUGUACGCUGUUCACAAUCACUUGAUAGAAAUCGAAAAGCACGAGAACAUGGAACUCGAUCUAGUAAUCGACAUGCACGCUCAUUCGUCUCUUCACGGUGUGUUUACUUACGGGAACGCAUACGACGAUGUGUACAGGUACGAAAAACAUAUACUGUUUCCGAAAUUGUUGUCCCAGCACAUUGAAGGGUACGAACAAUCGCACUCACUUUGUAACAGAGAUUUUAAAAAAUGUGGAACGUCACGGAGGUUUUUGUGUCAAUCGCUGAAGGAAAAAGUCAAUUGUUAUACGCUGUUUGUAUCGCAGUACGGCUUCAGCGUUUCACCGAAAACUAUGAUUCCUUUCACGGAAGAUUCGUUUUACACCAUCGGCCGGUGCGUGGUGCUUGCGUGUUCCGACUACUUCAAAUCGACCGGCGUGCUGACUCCGCAAGACGCCGCCGUUAAGUGCGUCAAGAAACGAGAUAGGAAACGGAAAACCGUGUUGUACCGGCAGCGUGAGGCUCACCCGUCGUUCAAGAGGAAAAUCAAAAAGAAAUCGCUAGCGUUGAAAAGGGUGGAUAUAAAGGACUCGUUUCGCAGCAUUCUAACUGGCUCGCGGCGCCCGUCCGAGGAUCCGAACAGGACUAACGCCAACAGGCGGAAAAUGCGAUUCGUGGACCUGUCGAAGACCGUCGACAAUCGGAGAUCGUCGAUCGCUGCGGACCGCGAGAACUCCGCCGCUCCACACGCAUUUUCGAUCAUAAACGUCAACGACAUCAUACGAGACACGGACGCUUUGCUCAAGUUCUGACGUGCUGGCGUCUCGUAACUUGUGUUAUAAUCAUAGACUCGUAGAAAUAGACGGUACAUAUUACGUGCCCAGAGAACUGGAAAGCGUUGCCGUGCCAAAAGGAUUGAGAGAGAUAGCUUGAAUUUAUCAUAAAAGUGAGAGGAACGGAAGUAUAUACAGUUCCGAAGACAGUCAAUUCGUUAUUGGUACUCGUAACAAGCUCCACGAGCUAUACUUACACGAGCGCAUUAUCAUACCUAAUUUUUCGUCUAUUUCCAUAAGUCUAUGGUUCUAAUACGAGUAUACAACCUGCUGUAGUAUUAACCAACAUGUCAUAUGGGUACCUAAAUAUAUGGUGUCAAAACCGCAGGAGGGUAUUGAGAAGGGGAAGGACUUAUUUCAAACACCCUGACCGAAUUUUCACUGACGUGAGCAUUUUUAUUUUUUUUAAGGACACUUCGAACGUUUUCUUCGUAUUAUCUCUGCAGGAUACCUGCGGCAACGUCGGCACAUGUCUGAAUGGGAUGUCGGCGGGGUCUCUCCCUAAGUCUUUUUUAUAUAUACGUAUAUUUAGUUUUGGUUGAGCUGUAAUAAAUUAAAUUGUUUCUCUUUUCAAUAUUUUCAGCGUUUUUCCUUAUUAUGGCUAGUUAAUUUCUGUGUAUGUUAGGUUUUUAAAUAAAUGAUGAAUUGUAAAGGUAUAACCUAUACAAACAAUUAAAAUUAAAUCACGUAAUACUUAAGACUUUUACUACCUACCUAUGCAAUUUACAAAUAAAAAUUUGUUUUAAAAAUCAUUAUUAAAUGUUAUUAUUAUUUUAUAUUUUGAUAUAUAAGUAUUUUCGGAGUUUCAUAACUCGCCUCAAUCAGGAACACAGAAUCCACCACUGACUUUAAUGUAAUAAUAUUAUAUCCAUUUUGUAUAGCGAUUAUAAUAACAAUUUAUUGUAAUUUGUAAUGAUUCUCCCUCCGACAGAAACUCUAGUGGUUCCUCUUGAUUAUAGUUUAUAGUUUAUUAUGUGACAUAUACACACUUAGUGAAAUCGAUAUUUUCAAGGAGUGGAAAUCCACUCCGCGAGAUAGUUGUUAGUCCCUACGUUGGAACCGUCUAUAGGGGUGGUGCAAUUUUUUUUAAAAUUAUUAUUAGAUAUUAGCAUUUUUUUUACAAAAUAGAUAGAAUAAUUUUAUCCG
Molecule: messenger RNA, 2900 nt
Organism: Myzus persicae (green peach aphid)
Lineage: Eukaryota; Metazoa; Arthropoda; Insecta; Hemiptera; Aphididae
Product: cytosolic carboxypeptidase 6-like
Exons: 12
Coding region: 57-1733 (558 amino acids)
Biological process (GO): proteolysis
Molecular function (GO): metallocarboxypeptidase activity; zinc ion binding
Source: RefSeq, a predicted model, not a curated record